This is a messenger RNA of Hevea brasiliensis (rubber tree), 3062 nucleotides long. RefSeq names its product pentatricopeptide repeat-containing protein At1g79540. The transcript has a single exon. NCBI's taxonomy places the organism in Eukaryota, Viridiplantae, Streptophyta, Magnoliopsida, Malpighiales, Euphorbiaceae. The coding region runs from base 229 to 2601 and encodes 790 amino acids. Gene Ontology annotation, molecular function: protein binding. The record is from RefSeq and is a predicted model, not a curated record.
UCACAUCUAACGCCGGCAAAAACACCACAGUUCACAAAAAAAAAAAAAAAAAAAAGGAGUGCAAAAAUACAUUGUACGCGUUGCCUUUCAAUUUUCACUUUCGUUCCUUUUCUCGCCAACCAAACAUAAACGCCACCUCAUCCGCUGCUUGCAAAAACCCAUCUAAAACCCUAACCGUCAAUCGACCGAAGAUCCCAUAAGUUUGAAAUCCAAAUCAAUGUCACGAUCAUGAAACUUCACUCCGUGCUGCGCCAAAUCUCUCAUCCCAAGCCACCAUGGAUUCAGCAUAUUCGCACCUCGUGUACAGAAAAAAUAGCUACUUCGAGUGACGUUCUCCCCAUCGUUGCCACUGUCGACCCCAUGGAACCAGCUCUAGAACCUAUGGUUCCAUUCCUAUCCCCUGGCCUUGUCACCUCUAUAAUAAAAAAUCCGCCAAGUCCUCAAUUGGGGUUUCGUUUCUUUAUCUGGGCAUCCAAGUACAAGCGUUUUCGCUCGUGGCUAUUUCACACUGUAAUCCUUGACAUGCUCAUUAAAGAUAAUGGGCUUGAAUUGUAUUGGCAAGUUCUCAAUGAUAUAAAAAAAUGUGAUCUUUCGAUAUCCGCUGCUGCAUUUACAGUGUUGAUUCAAGCAUAUGCGAAGAUGGGUAUGGUUGAGAAGGCCGUGGAAGCUUUUGAAAGGAUGAAAGAUGUUGACUGUGAGCCUGAUAUUUUUACUUGUAAUACGAUUUUGAGUGUCAUAGUGCGUAAAGAGGUUUUUUUGUUAGCUUUAGGGAUUUAUAAUAGAAUGUUGAAGAUCAAUUGCUUACCAAAUAGUUAUACAUAUAGCAUGUUAAUAGAUGUGCUGUGUAAGAGUGGGAAAACCCAUAAUGCACUUCAAAUGCUCGAUGAAAUGACACAAAGAGGAAUUUCGCCAAAUAAGGUUACAUAUACAAUAAUCAUUUCAGGGUUGUGUCAAGCUCAGAGGACUGAUGAUGCUUAUAGGUUGUUUAAUACGAUGAAAGAUAGUGGAUGCAGACCUGAUUUUGUUACUUAUAAUGCUUUGCUUGAUGGGUUCUGUAAGUUAGGUAGAGUUGAUGAGGCAAUGGCUCUUUUAAAGUUUUUUAAAAAGGACGGUUAUGUGCUUAACAAAGAGGGAUAUAGUUGUUUGAUUGAUGGGUUGUUUAGAGCAAGGAAAUUUGAAGAUGCGCAAUUGUGGUACAGGCAAAUGAUUGAGGAUAAUAUCAAGGUCGAUGUUAUCUUGUACACUAUAAUGAUGAAGGGGUUACUGAAAGCGGGCAAAGUUAAGGAUGCACUGAAGUUGCUGAGUGAGAUGACUGAAAGAGGUGUGGUUCCUGAUAGUCAUUGUUAUAAUGCUUUGAUCAAAGGUUUUUGUGACAUGGGUCUUCUGGAUGAGGCAAAAUCACUUCGUCUUGAGAUUUCGAACCAUGAUUCCUUUCCUAAUACCUGCACUUAUACCAUUCUCAUUUGUGGUAUGUGCAGGAAAGGGCUGGUUGGGGAUGCACAACAAAUGUUCAAUGAGAUGGAGAAGCUUGGAUGUUAUCCUUCUGUGAUUACAUUCAAUGCUCUUAUUGAUGGACUUUGUAAGGCGGGAAAGCUUGAGGAAGCUCAACUUUUAUUUUACAAGAUGGAGAUAGGGAGAAAUCCUUCAUUGUUUCUUCGUCUUUCUCAGGGAGCAGAUCGGGUUCUUGACACUGGAGGUCUACAAACCAUGGUGGAGCAAUUGUGUGUCUCAGGAUUGAUUCUCAAGGCAUACAAAAUUCUCAUGCAACUUGCUGAUAGUGGGUUUGCACCUAACAUCAAUACUUAUAACAUUCUGAUCAAUGGUUUUUGCAAGGCAGGCAACAUUAAUGGUGCUUUUAAGCUUGUAAAGGAGCUUCAACUCAAGGGGCUGUCGCCAGAUUCUGUAACAUAUGGAACUCUUAUAAAUGGGCUUCUAAGCAUUAAAAGAGAAGAGGAUGCCUUUAGGGUACUCGAUCAGAUGUUUAAGAGUGGGUGUACACCAACUACGGCAGUUUAUAAAUCACUUAUGACUUGGUCAUGCAGGAGAAAGAAGGUAUCUUUAGCUUUUAAUAUUUGGUUGCAAUAUCUGCAGAAUGUUUCUGGCCGAGACAAUGAAGUAGUUAAAAUAAUAGAGGAAUAUUUUGAGAAGGGAGAGGUGGAGAAGGCAGUUCGAAAGUUACUUGAGAUGGACUUUAAGUUAAAUGAUUUUGAGUUGGCACCGUAUAGCAUCUGGCUAAUUGGACUGUGCCAGGCAGGAAGAGUGGAAGAGGCUUUAAAUAUAUUUUUCAUUCUUCAGGAGUGCAAAGUUGUUGUCACCCCUCCAAGUUGUGUGAAGUUAAUACGUGGAUUAUGCAGAGAAGGAAAUCUUGACCUUGCAGUGGAAAUGUUUCUUUACACAAUUGAGAAAGGUUACAUUUUGAUGCCCCGAAUUUGUAACCUACUACUUAAGUUGCUGCUUCGUUCUGAGGAUAAAAGGGAUCAUGCAUUUGAUCUUUUGAGCAGGAUGGAGUCACUGGGAUAUAAUUUGGAUGCUCACCUCCGCCCAACUACGAAAUUCCUUCUACAUAGUGAUACAGUACAUCAUAGGCACGAGAAAGAGUAAGCUGCUAAAGUAUUCAACUUUUGCUAAAAUCAUGCUCCAUGGAAAUGUAGGUUGACUUGGGACCUUUUUAAGUCUUUAUUAGAUCUCAGGUUUUGAUAGAAAAUGACACAGAAGCUGAAAAUGGCUAUAAAUGAACUUUGGCAACUGCUAGAGCAUUACUGUGAAGAAAUGGAAAAAAUGCAGCUUGAGACUAAAAGGAUGAAGGGGAGAGGACUGGUGGCUCUGAUUCCACCAAGGCUGGGAUUGAAAUUCAUUUGAGUUUGAUAAUGUCAAUAAAAAUUACAAUUUCAUGUGCAUGCUUUUACAUUGUUUUGUUUCCAUCCAGGUAGUUAUUGCAAUUAUUGUAAAUCAGGGCUUUGACCUUGUAUUCUUUACCGGUUAUCUUAGUGGACCUAGACUUUUUUCAGAAUUCAUUGGAUGUAAUAACCAAUCAUCAAGAAAGUGGAUGGUACUUGGUUUUC